Phyllopteryx taeniolatus (common seadragon) is the source of this 7544-nucleotide messenger RNA. It is a transcript of the gene atp10a, whose product is annotated as ATPase phospholipid transporting 10A. The transcript is spliced from 21 exons. Gene Ontology annotation, biological process: phospholipid translocation. The coding region runs from base 734 to 4879 and encodes 1381 amino acids. Lineage: Eukaryota; Metazoa; Chordata; Actinopteri; Syngnathiformes; Syngnathidae. Gene Ontology annotation, cellular component: plasma membrane. Gene Ontology annotation, molecular function: ATP binding; magnesium ion binding; ATPase-coupled intramembrane lipid carrier activity. The record is from RefSeq and is a predicted model, not a curated record.
CUGCCGAAGUUGAUAUUAAAAAAACAAACAAACAAAAAACUCGUAAAUCGAGUGACUCGUAUCUCGAGGCACACCUGUAUUUCCUCCAUCCAUCCAUUUAUGGGGGGGAAAUUACUUUGAAAUCCGCACACUGAACUCAAUGUGUCCCCGUAGUUAAAUAACCCUCUUUUUUUAAUAUAUAUAGCUAAUUUCUUCCAUCCUCCACCUCUCGUCGGAAAACAUGCUCGCUAACUUCCUGUGGACAGGAACGGCAACUCCGGGAAUACACCGCGUGGCACUCGCGGGGGCAGUCGGGCCGGGCCGGGCUGGGCUCAGGGGCGGCGGGGCUCGGAUCUCACGUUUCCAGCCAACAAUGACGAUCUACACAAGCUAAUGCGAACAGGUUAGCUCAUUGAAGUCUACGAGUUAUGCUAGCCCGUUAGCCGCAUCCAGGUAGCUUGUAGAUCGAUGAGCUGGGGCGGGCAAAAGUCAGCAUCCUUCCCGAAGUGGAAAAAAAAAAGAAAAAAAAGUGGAGAAGCCCCAAACAAGCUAAAAGUUGUCCUCCGGGCGGGCGGAGUGAGGACAUGGAUGAAAAGGAGCUGUUUUCGCGAAGAAAGUAAAACCCCGAACCAGGGCGGGGGAAAGAAUGAUCACCUAGCCGCUAGCUCGAGCUGUGAAGAGAAAAGUUGUGGCGUCCGUCGCUUCCCCACCGCCGCCCCCCCCCCCAAAAAAAACCAAGACGUCUCGGUCGGCAAUGGCGAGCCGCGAAGGAGCCGCCACCGCCGCGUCCAAAGCCAAACUGAGGCCGCGGAAGAAGAAGAAAAGCAAAAAAGAGAGUAAAACCCGCAGCGUCCGCGCCAACAUCCACGGCGAGGACGACGACGACGACGAGCCCAACCGACAUUACGCCGACAACAAAAUCAAGACCACCAAGUACACGCUGCUCUCCUUCCUGCCCAAGAAUCUCUUCGAGCAGUUCCACCGCUUCGCCAAUGUUUACUUUGUCUUCAUCGCGCUGCUCAACUUCGUGCCGGUGGUCAACGCCUUCCAGCCCGAGCUCGCCCUCGCCCCGGUGGUCUUCAUCCUGUCGGUCACGGCCAUCAAGGACCUGUGGGAGGACUACCGGAGACACAGGUCCGACAAGGAGAUCAACCACAUGGACUGUCUGGUCUACAGCAGGACAGAGCGGCGCUACGUGGAAAAGUUCUGGAAGGAGGUGCACGUGGGCGACUUCAUCCGGCUGCGCUGCAACGAGAUCCUGCCGGCCGACGUUCUGCUGCUGAGCUCCAGCGACCCCGACCGGCUGUGUCACAUCGAGACGGCCACGCUGGACGGCGAGACCAACCUCAAGCAGCGGCAGGUGGUGCGCAGCUUCUUUGACCUGGACUGCGACUUCGACCCGUCCAAGUACGACAGCAUUAUCGAGUGCGAGAAGCCCAACAACGACUUGAACCGAUUCCGAGGCUACAUAAUCCACCGGAGUGGCCGACGAGACGCACUUUACAAGGACAACCUGCUGCUGAGGGGCUGCACCAUCCGCAACACGGAGGAGGCGGUGGGCAUCGUCAUUUACGCCGGUCACGAGACCAAAGCCAUGCUUAACAACAACGGGCCUCGCUACAAGCGCAGCAAACUGGAGAGACAGAUGAACGUGGACGUCUUCUGGUGUGUCAUCAUCCUGUUGGUCAUGUGCUCCUUUGCUGCUGUUGGUCACGGGCUGUGGGUGUUUCAGUACGGAGAUAAGAGGCCCGUUUUUGACGUCCUCAGUCCGGAGGGUAAAGACUUGUCGCCCGUUUUGUCGGCCAUCUAUCUCUUCCUCACCAUGAUUAUCGUCUUCCAGGUGCUGAUACCCAUCUCACUGUUCGUGUCCAUCGAGAUCGUGAAGAUCUGCCAGGUGUACUUCAUCCACCAGGACACUGAGCUAUAUGACGAAGAGAGCGACUCCCACCUUCAGUGCCGCGCCCUAAACAUCACAGAGGACCUCGGGCAGAUGCAGUACAUCUUCUCCGACAAGACGGGCACGCUCACAGACAACAAGAUGGUGUUCCGACGCUGCACUGUGGCGGGCGUGGAGUACUCUCACGACGCCAAUGCAAGAAGACUGGCCAUGUACCAGGAGGUGGACUCGGAGGAGGAGGACUGCACGUCUCACGCUGGGACGCUGCCCAGGCGAGACAGCGUGGGCAGCCACCACAGCGUCAAGGUGGUGCUGCGCUCCCACAGCACCAAAUCCCACCGCAGGACGGGCAGCAGGGCUGAGGCCAAGAGGGCCAGCAUCCUGUCCAAGCACACGGCCUUCAGCAGCCCCAUGGAGAAGGACGUCACGCCCGACCCUCAGCUGAUGGACAAAGUCAACGAAUGCGGCAGUCAGAUGGACUUCAUGCGCUUCCACAGCCAGUCCAUGUCGCAGCUGCCCUCUGACCUCGACGACAUCAUGGAUUUUUUCAUCGCCCUGACCCUCUGCAACACGGUGGUGGUGUCCUCCCCCGACCAGCCCCGGCACAAGGUCCGGAUGAGGUUCGAGCUCAAGUCCCCGGUCAAGACCAUCGAAGACUUCAUCAAACGCUUCACGCCGAGCCGCCUGACCUCGGGCUCCAACAGCGGCAGCUCAUCAAGCCUCGCCACCAACCGUUCCUCCACCAAGGGCUGCUCCAGCUUGCUGUCCUCCCCCUCUGCCGAGAGCACCCUCACCAAGCUGGAGGAGGAGGAGGCGGCGGCGCCGGCGGUGUCGGCUCACGCCUUCAGCCCCGUGCCGCCCGCGUACGACGGGAAAGCGAGGAACCCCGAGGGCGCGGACCUGCGCUACGAGGCCGAGUCUCCGGACGAGGCGGCGCUGGUGUACGCCGCCAGGGCCUACAAGUGCUCCCUCGUCGGGCGGCUCCCGGACCAGGUGACGGUGGACCUCCCCCACCUGGGCAAGCUGAACUUUGAGCUGCUGCACACUUUGGGAUUCGACUCCACCAGGAAACGCAUGUCUGUGGUGGUGAAACACCCGCUCACGGACCAGAUCACCGUCUACACCAAAGGUGCUGACUCUGUCAUCAUGGAUCUCAUCAAAUCCCCCAACAUAGGUAACUCCAAGGGAAAACGGCAGAAAAAGAUCAUCUACAGGACGCAGAACUACCUGAACCAGUACGCCGCCGAUGGCCUCCGCACGCUUUGCAUUGCCAAAAAGGUUCUGAGCAAGGAGGAGUACGCAUGCUGGCUGCAGCGCCACCUGGAGGCCGAGACGGCCAUCCAGGGACGCGAGGAGCUGCUGUUCGAGUCGGCCCUGCGUCUGGAGACCAACCUUCAGCUCCUGGGCGCGACGGGAAUCGAGGACCGGCUGCAGGACGGCGUGCCCGAAACCAUCGACGCCCUGCGGAAGGCCGGCCUGCAGAUCUGGGUGCUGACGGGCGACAAGCAGGAAACGGCCGUCAACAUCGCGUACGCAUGCAAACUGCUGGACCCUGAAGAGGAGAUCCUGACUCUCAAUGCGGACUCCAUGGAGGCUUGCUCCCUGCUUCUCGAGGAGAGUUUACACUACAUCCAGGCCAAAUUCCUGUGCGGCUCGGCCAAGGCCUUCGGCGCCGACCUCGCCCCCUUCCGCGUCUACCCGUCUCCUCCUCCUCACCCGCUCUGGUCGUCCUCCCACGCCGCCGUGCACCGGCUCGGCCUGGUCAUCGACGGCCGCACCCUGGCUUACGCCCUGGACCGGAGCCUGGAGGACAAGUUCCUGGCGGUGGCGCGCAGCUGCCGCUCGGUGCUGUGCUGCCGGUCCACGCCGCUGCAGAAGAGCAUGGUGGUCAAGCUGGUGCGCGACAAGCUCAAAGUCAUGACGCUGGCCAUAGGCGACGGAGCCAAUGAUGUCAGUAUGAUCCAGGUAGCUGACGUCGGCGUGGGCAUCUCGGGACAGGAGGGCAUGCAGGCGGUGAUGGCCAGCGACUUUGCCCUGCCGCGUUUCCGCUACCUCCAGAAGCUGCUGCUGGUGCACGGACACUGGUGCUACUCGCGCCUGGCCAACAUGAUCCUCUACUUCUUCUACAAGAACGCCAUGUUCGUGGCGCUCAUCUUCUGGUAUCAGUUCUACUGCGGCUUCUCCGGCUCGGCCAUGAUCGACCAGUGGUAUCUGAUCUUCUUCAACCUGAUGUUCUCCGCCUUCCCGCAACUCGUCACCGGCACGCUGGACAAGGACGUGCCGGCCGAGACGCUGCAGCAACUACCUCAGCUUUACGUCAACGGACAGAACUCGGAGGAAUACAAGCCGUACAUGUUCUGGAUGAAUAUGAUGGACGCCUUCUACCAAAGCCUCAUCUGCUUCUUCAUUCCCUACUUCGCCUACGCCGACUCGGACGUGGACCUGUUUACAUGGGGGACCCCCGUCACCACCAUCGCCGUCUUCACCAUUCUGCUGCAUUUGGGGGUGGAGACCAAAACCUGGACGUGGAUGAACUGGCUGUCGAUCUGCUUCAGCGUGGCUCUCUUCUUCGCGGUGGCGCUGUGCUACAACGCCUCCUGCCCCGCCUGCUACUCUCCCUCCAACCCGUACUGGACCAUGCAGAGGCUGCUGCAGGACCCGGCCUUGUACCUGCUGUGCCUCAUCACGCCGGCGGCCGCGCUGCUGCCCAGAUAUUUCUACCGGGCGUGUCAAGGCACCUUCUUUCCCAGCCCGGUCCAAGCGGGCCGGCGGUUGGGUCGGCUCCCCGCCAAAGACCCCCGGGGGAACAUCCUGAACUCGAGCGGGAUCCGGACGGGGGCGGGGCCCGACCCCGAGGCCAAAUCCUCCGCGGCUUCCCUCGCCAAAGACCCCCGCCGGGAAUCGGAGCGCCCCGACGCCGGUCUGUCGGUCCGGAUCCACCUCCCCCCCGACGGGGGCGUCAAGUACACCAGGAACUCCCAGGAUGGACUCAACGUCGGCUAAAGUGCCACGCCUCUCCCGUCCAUUUUCCAAUUUGCACGUUUUUUAUGAUAUUUUUUCCAAAGAGCUUCUUUUAUAAAGGAUGCAAAUAGGUACUUUAUUUUAUGCUAAUGUUAUUUGGGAGUUGGAAGAAGAACUCUGUGUCCUUUUUAUUUGCCGGGAAAGCUUAAUUUUCCACAGAAGAUGCAUCUCGUUGCUGUCUGAGAUAGCUUUUCUUUUCUUCUUUUUUCUUUUUUACAUCCAAAGUGCUUUGACGCAACAGCGGCCGGCCUUGAUUGUGUCUUUCGAAGAGGACUUUUUGUUUUUUCUCUCUUUUUCAGCACAGCGUGACCUCAGUUCACUGUGGAAUGUCAGUGCCACACGAAAAAGAAAAAUACUCAAAGGAUGAGGGGAAAAAAAGUCCGAAAGGUUGAUUUCAAAUAAAGUGGUAGAAUUAAACGACAAAAGUGGUAAAUUAGAAGAAGUUCUAAAUUAUUAACAAAAGUCUUAACUUGCUAGAAAAAUUGUUAAGGUUUUAUACUAAAGGUUGUAAUAUGUCGUAAACCUGACCCAAAAAGUUGUGCAUUGCAAGAAUAUAGUUGCGUUUUGGACCCAAAAAAUUCAAGUUAUAGGCGUUUUCAACAAAGUUGUGAGUUACAAUCUGAAACUAUUAAAUCACAAUAAAAAGUCAUACGUUACAAGAAUACUUUAUUUUUUUUUGAAUAAAAAGAAGACAUUACAAAUAUACAAAGGUUUGAAACAAAGUCGUAAAUUGCAACUGUUCAUCAAACAAUUUUUUACACUACAUUUUUGAAGUUACGAGAAGACGCGUUCAAUCCAAAGUAAAUUACAAGAAGUCGUUUUAAAAAAAUGUAAAAGAUUUAAAGUUGUGAAAUUACAAGGGAACAUUCGGAGAAUUCGAAGCGCCAAUUUGAACACGUGACUGCGGGUAAUAUUUCGCCUAAUCAUAGCUUUCCCUCGUAAUAGUUGUGCUUAAUUUUUCUGACUUGAUUCUCGUUUUAUUUUCCAUUUUCGUGUGGCUCUCGUACAUUUCUUUGGGUGGCCAUUUUGCUGGAUGACUGCGAAUGUCUCUUCUUCGCGUUCCCGGAAACAAUCCAAAGACGGUCACGCUCCAGCUCGCGGGAUUGAUGCUCAUUAUGUCUCAUUGUGUUUUAGCAGUGUUAACCAAAGAUGCCUCAAGGUUAUCUUGUUUCAUAUCCGAACGAGUUGGGGGGUCAAUGUUGAAUGCCUUGUUUUGCAAAAAACAAAAAAACAUUCCUGAACGUUAAGCUCGCAACCGUUUUACUUGAAGGUCUUAAGGUCUUAAAGGUCGUUUCUCUAUGCUCGUGUUCAGGUGGAAACAAACAAAGCAAAACGUUCCAGCGGCCAAGGAACCAACUUUUUAAAAGCACUUUGACAUUUUCAGACGUCCCCCUCCAUCCGAAAUUUUCCGUUUGGUUCCCGUGAAGAAAUGACGUGGUCGUUGUUGAAUACAUCAUCGUUCGUGUGUUGUAUUUCCCACGUAUGUGCCUUAACACUGGAUAAUAAAUGUUGUCGUUCCCCAUUUGAAGCUGUAAAAAUGGUUUUGGAUUGGGGUUUGGUUUUUUUGUUGUUGUUGUUGUUGUUGUUGUUUUUUUUUCCCCAACUUGGAUGUUUCCAUGCUUCGGAUGUGUCGUAUGCUUGCAAAAUUGUGGGAAUUUUCAAAAUUAUAUUUUGUUGCUUUGUGUCGCUCAAAUGUCGGCUCUCGGUACCAAGUAAUACAUCGACCGAGCGAUCAAAAGGCAGCACUUCACACAUUGCCACUGCGAGACGAGCUUCGGGUGUCGGGGGAGGAGCCAAGUUUAGCCUGGGUUGUUACGGAGAGUCUUCGCCGCAUAAUCACUUGCAUUAAAAGGUCAGCGGAACAAGCGCUUUUGAUAAAGCAGAGCGAAUUUAUUUAUAUAGCGCAUUCCAUACACAAGGUAACUCAAUGUGCUUCACAGGAUUCAAAGCAUGAAAAAAAAAAAAACAGCUCAUAAACAUUUAAACAAAGUAGGGGGAAAAAAUCAAUCAAAACUGCGUACAGUGCAAGAAAUUCUCUAGAAAGGGGGAAAAAAAGAAGAGUUUGGAAGCUGGACUUCAAAACACGAACACUCGGUCGGGGUUGACGUCACUUCUGUUGGCAACUUCUUCCAUUUGUGUGCAGCAUAAUCGCUAAAUGCUGCUUCGGACUCUGUGCUCCACUAUUUGACCUGAGUCUGUCCAUCUCAGAGCCCUACUGGGUUUAUAUUCCAUUCGCAUUGCUUUCAUGUCGUCAGGACCUAAACCGUUUCGUGAUUUAUAGACCAGUAGCAGCGCUUUCAAAUCUAUUCUAAAGCUGACUGGAAGCCAGUGUAGAGAGUACUAUGCUCUGACCUCUUUGUUCUGCAGCUGUUUAAUGCUCUUUUUAGGGAGUCCAGUCAGAAGAGCAUUACAAUUGUCAAGUCCAUUGUAAAGCAUGGAUGAGGUUCUCCUGGUCUGCUUGGCACAUGCAGGCCUUCACUCUGGAUAUGUUCUUCAGAUGCCAGAAGGCAGUUUUAGUCAUUGAUUUCAUAUGACUGUUGAAAGUCGGGUCGGAAUCUAUCAGAACACCAAGGUUUUGGACUUGGUCUUUGGUAUUUACUAACAGCAAUCCUCUUUUCUUUAUUGGCAAAAUAAACAAUGAUCUCAG